Numida meleagris (helmeted guineafowl) is the source of this 2649-nucleotide messenger RNA. Its product is annotated as carnosine N-methyltransferase 2. Lineage: Eukaryota; Metazoa; Chordata; Aves; Galliformes; Numididae. The record is from RefSeq and is a predicted model, not a curated record. Bases 977 to 1945 code for a protein of 322 amino acids. The transcript is spliced from 8 exons. Gene Ontology annotation, molecular function: N-methyltransferase activity.
CAGUAACCAUCAGAGUCCCCAAACCUGCCUUCCUAUUUGCACGAAACACGCAGCUCAGUGCGGCUCUAGGCUGCACCUUGCCAACACACCGCAAAGCACAACGUGCCCGGCUGCCCCGAGGGCUGGCAUUGCAGCAGGGCCGCGCACAAGGCCCUCUUGUCCCCUGUGCUGCCAAACAAAGGCUGCUGCUGUGCACUAAUGCCAGCUCGGCGCUGGGCCGGGUGGCGGGGCAGGCAGGGAUUAGCUUCCAGUGAGCACACAGCGAGCUCUCCAGGCACCUCGCAGCUCCCGGACGCUGGAGGUUCCUCCUCAGCUCCCACUGCUCCAGGAAGGUUUGGCUGCGGGGUGCUCAGGGCUGCGUGGCCUGGCCUGGGAGUGGAGGUGGCGGGGGGCCCAGCGGGAUGGCUUUGGUGGGGAAUGCGAGGGGCUUGGCUGCACAGCUCCCAGUGGAGCAGAAACGCGGAGUCCUGCUCCUGCUUCAUGCCCCCUCUCCUCUCCGGGGAUAGCUGGGACUUAGAUGUUGGCAGGAGGCAGUGCAGGGCUGGGAAGUGGAGAUAGACUUCAAAGCAAAUUAAAAAGAGCAUAAGAUAGCCCCUGGGUUUGCCCGGUGGAGGCUGACAUCCCUCAGCCACUUCCACUUGAGUUGUAAAGGCUUUACACUCUCACUCUGUCCUUUUAUUUCCCCUUGAAAACAGCACAGCUCCCUGCCCAGGCAUUUCCUGUGUCACCCGCUGUGCAAGGAGGACGACGCGGCGGACGUCACCGCUUGGGCAGGGCUCGGGUUUCCCUUCAUCGCUCAAGUGACGCUACUGUCCCAACAGGUGCUGGCCAGGGGCCACCACCAGCGUCCCCAGAGGUUGAGCGAGCGGCCGGUGCUGGUGGCAAUGCUCACCUAGGAGCUGGGUGACACGCUGGCCUCCACGCCGUGCCCCUAGCACACGGCCAGGCUGAGGGGGCCCUGGCACCAGCCCGUGCCAUGGAGCCGACUUCCGAGAUGAAGAGGAAUAGGUUACCCAGCAUGAACUUUGAAGCAGAGAUUCUGGCAGAUCCACACGAUAAUUCAGAGCUGUAUGUGAUCCCUUCCAUGAGAAGUCUCACUGCUGAGGAGUAUGUAGAGGCCUUUCAGUCAUUUUUGGAUCACUCAACAGAGCACCAGUGCAUGGAUGAGUUCAACAAGGAAGUAAUGCCGCACAUCAUGGCUGGCCUUGGCAAUGGAAAAUCAACUCUAAAUAUUCUGGGAGUGGGGAGCGGCACAGGUGAACAGGAUUUAAAAAUGAUCCAGAUCCUGCAGGCUGCACACCCAGGGGUCCUUAUUAACAACGAAAUCAUAGAGCCCAACCCGCAGCAUGUGGCUGCCUACAAAGCGCUGGUUAAUCAAGCUCCAGAUCUGCAGGGGGUCUCUUUUACUUGGCACCAGCUUACUUCCUCAGAGUAUGAACAACAGGUGAAAGAGAAAAACACACGCAAGAAAUUCGACUUCAUACAUAUGAUUCAGAUGCUGUACCGUGUGGAAGAUAUUCCUAACACCAUCAAGUUUUUCCACAGCUGCCUCAACCAUCAGGGUAAACUUCUGAUCAUAAUUUUGUCAGACAGCAGCGGUUGGGCCAGCUUAUGGAAGAAGUACAGACAUUGCUUGCCUUCAACCGACAGCGGCCACUACAUCACCUCCGACAGCAUCACGGCAGUUCUGAGGAAGCUCGGCAUCACGUACCAUGUUUAUGAGUUCCCAUCGGGCUGGGACAUCACCGAGUGCUUUAUUGAGGGGGACCCGGCUGGAGGCCAUAUGAUGGAUUUCCUGACUGGGACAAAAAACUUCCUGGGCACAGCACCAGCAGCUCUGCGGAGCCGUCUGCAGGAGGCUCUCUGCCAGCCCGAAUGCAGCAGCAGGAAGGAUGGGAGAGUCAUUUUCUGCAACAAUCUUAGUAUGAUUGUAGUGGAAUCCUAGAGUCUGGACCAACUUGCAGAGGUGACGUAGGGCAAGGUGAUUGUAAAGCAAAGCAGAGAUGGGCAGGCAGGAGAGCAGGGCUCAUCCAUCCCAGUCUGGGAGGAUGGAGCAGCCUGUGAUGUCAAGGAUGAACUCUUUGUUCUGCUGAGCUCAGCAAGACCAAGAGUUCACCCUGGAUAUUCAGUUCAGCAUGGGCAGAAUUUGUUUCAGAAAGUAAAAAGCUGUAUUAUACUACAAGUCUGCAUGGAAAGUAUUUUAUCACAGAAUCAUAGAAUUGUUUGAGUUGGAAGGGACCUUUAAAGGUCAUAUAGCCCUAUUCCCUUGCAAUGAACAGGAACACGCACAGCUAGAUCAGUUGCUCAGAGACCUGACCAGCCUGACCUUGAAUGUCUCCAGGGAUGGGGCAUCCACUUCUCUGGGCAACCUGUGCCAGUGCUUCACGACCCGUAUCGUAAAAACCUUUUCCUUAUAUCUUAUCUCAAAUCUCCCCGCUCUUAGUUUGAAACCAUUUCCCUUUUUCCUAUUAUAACAGAGCCUGCUAAAGAGGCUGACCCCUUCUUUCUCACAGACCUCUUUAGAUACUGAAAGUCCAAUCUCAGAUCCACCCAGAACCUUCUCCGGACUGAACAGCCCCAGCUCUAUCAGCCUGUUCUCACAGGAGAGGUGUUCCAUCCCUUAGAUCAUUUUUGUGAUUCUCCUUUGGA